This is a messenger RNA of Cylicocyclus nassatus, 4088 nucleotides long. NCBI's taxonomy places the organism in Eukaryota, Metazoa, Nematoda, Chromadorea, Rhabditida, Strongylidae. The record is from the annotation of a GenBank genome assembly.
AGGAACGAUAGAUACAGUGCUAGUUUUUUGAAUUGUGAUGCAUCGGAUGUCUCGAGCUGUUUGACAUGGAUGGAGACGAAGAAACGAUAAAUAUACAAAUCUUCGUACCGGAGCUUCAGAUUCGGAAGUGCCUCACUGUUGGUCUCGACGAUUUCGUAUGGGAUGUGAAACGCAAGCUGCUUGCUACCUUGCCACAGGCUCUGCCGCAGUCUUUCAACUACGGUCUUUUCCUGCCGCCAUGUGAUGGUCGAGCCGGCAAGUUCCUCUUCGAGGACCGGACCGUGCGCGACUACCCAUUCCACGAUUGCGUCCCUUACCUCGAGCUCAAAUACAAGAAACGGGUCUACAAAAUGCUUAAUCUCGACGAGAAGCAUUUGAAGAGUUUGCAUAGUAAGGGAACGUUGAAAAAGUUCAUGGAAUACGUGCAGGCGAAAAAUGCCGAAAAAGUCGAGAAACUUUGCACGCAAGGCUUGGACGCGAAUUUUCACGAUGCUCAGGGAGAAACUCCUUUGACAUUGGCUGCUGGUAUUCCUUCAAAUCGUGCCGUGCUCGUUGCCCUCGUUGGCGGUGGCGCACACAUUGAUUUUCGCAACUCCGAGGGUCAAACUGCGAUGCACAAAGCGGCUUUUCUGUCUUCGUGCGAAAACGUGAAAGCGCUCUUAGAACUUGGAGCUUCGCCAAACUAUCGCGAUCCCAUCGGUCUCACCCCGCUCUACUAUAAUAUGUUGACGACCGAUUCGAACGAUCAGGUGGCCGAAAUGUUGCUACGGGAAGCGGCCGAUAUUGGUGUGACGGACAUGCACGGAAAUCAUGAAAUUCACCAGGCGUGCAAAAACGGUUUGUCGAAGCAUGUUGAGCAUUUGCUUUUCUAUGGUGCCGUUGUCGAUGCCGAGAACGUAAACGGCAACACUCCGCUUCACGUUUGUGCCGUCAAUAAUAGGCCAGAGUGCGCUCGUGUGCUUCUUUUUCGAGGUGCAAACCAUUUGUCAGUGAACAAGCAGGGUCAAACGGCUCUUCAUGUCGCACACAUCGUUGGUAGUGGUUCUGUAGCUGAUAUUAUCGCUUCGCAUAAUCCGUCUACAAGUGUGCCCUACCGUGGUACGCCGCAGUACUCGACCCGACGUCGGAUAUCCACAUCGUUAUCAAAGCGACGUUCGCUCAGUCAGUCAUCGCUCUGUAGUCAGGAGAUCUACCGUACUCCACAAUCACAACGAAGCAUAGCACCGUCAAUUGCUACAUCGGUUGCACCAUCGCCAACUCCAUCGAGAGUUAGCCAUAGCACCGUUACACCUUCGGAGUACGGAACGAUGCGCCGGUUUACACCUGGCAUGGCCCCCGGCCAUGAAGCAAACAUUCCUCGAAUAUUGGUGAUUCCCAGAGGGCCAAAAGGUUUUGGAUUCAUUUUACGUGGAGCAAAACAUGUAACUUCUCCCAUCGAUUUUGAGCCAUCCCCUCUAUCACCCGCUUUGCAAUUUUUCGAAGGGGUGGAUAUGUCGGGAAUGGCUAUGAGGGCUGGCUUAAGGCCAGGUGAUUAUCUGCUCGAAAUAGAUGGUAUCGACGUGAGAAGUGCAAGUCACGAACAAGUGGUACACCUUAUUCAGCAAGCUGGUGCUACCAUCACCCUCAAGGUAAUCACUGUUGAUCCUUCGCUUCCAAUGACCCCGGCGGGAACAUAUCAAGGAGGCCGACUUCGACCAGUUGGCAGCACGUUCACCGGUCCACCACCGAUCCCGAUUCGACACCCGUCGACUUCGCUGUCGCUGCGCGGAAGUCAAAGUCUCUACGGAUUAAGUGACUGGUCAUCUGAUCAAACACCCUGGACUAUUUCCUGCGCCAAGGCGAUGCAUGCUAUUAGGAAACCAAUUCCUAUCUGGCCAGAUAGGAAUUCUUCAGAUUUAGACGAAGAUGGUGAUCAUGAGGACUACUAUGCCCCGGGGCAGUUACGUUCGGCUUACGGGGAAUCCCGAUGCGCAUCCGUGAAACAAAGACAUGGAGGAGGUAGGAGGAUCUCUGCCGCCGAACUGGAGAAUCUGAUGGUAAGGCAAGGAGAACGGCAGAGCUACCAGCCCAUGGCAUAUGAUCAGGACUCGAUAGGGUCACAAACCCCCAAAAAAUACAAUUCUGUGUCGGAUAUGAAGAGAAGAAAGCAGAGGGCAGCUCCUUCCCCUCAAGGGCUGCAACGCUCCUAUGAGUAUCAGACCAGCCAACCCAUAAACGCAAUCUAUGGCUCCCCUAUGAAAACGUACUCGAGUUCGCCAGACAUCAUGAACUCGUUUGACUCCACGGAAGAAGAAUCCGCCUCUACAGCUUCGCCAUCGGACGACAGGCUUUCAUUCGUACCACAUUCGCAAAGCGCUUACUUCCAACAAACCACCGACUACUCGCGCCCAUUCCGACCAGCUUUUCGACCGAAAACGCCUCCUCCUCCGCCACCUCCACCUCCGCUUGCUCAAUCAUCCAUGCCUCAGAUGGCGAAUAGGAUACCCUACGAUCCGACUACACCGCGUGCAGCUGGACUGGCUGCUAAUGCACAUAUUAUCGUUCCACCCAUUCAUGAAGAUACAGCAUCCACAUCUUCACCUCCACCACUUCCGCAGUCACUUCCUCCUUCUAUGGCGUCGAGUGCUAGCAUUGCUCCACCUCCACCGCCACCGCCACCGCCACCACCUCCAGACUUCUUGAAAUCUUCGCCAGCUUCAGCGAUCACGCCAAGUGGUGUUACCAAGGCUGGCAUAUCUGUGGAAGCGUUACGAUCUGUCAACCUCAAAAAACCAGACAAAGAAGAGAAGAAACCUCCGGCUGGCUUGGUACCCAACGGAUCGGCGGAUUUCCAUGCGGAUCUCCGAAAUGCGCUAGCGAAGCGAAGAUGCAAAGUAGCACUUGAUGAUGAUGACGAAAAGAGCGAUGCGGAAUCUGCGCGAUUCGGUGGAUUGUCUCUGCGCGAGUCUGUUCGAGAGAACGUACAACCGAAGGACAACAAACAACACUCACCGCCUGGAAUCGCGAACAAGAAGGACAGCGGGUAUACAUCGUCGCGAACAUCACUGGAACCUUCCGAAUUCGGGGAAGAUCGAAGUGAUAAUGGUGGACAGCGUCCGCACUUCACCGUCAACGUCGCCACGGCCCCUCGUCAGAGCAAUGUGGCUCUGAUCAGCCAGAACAUCGAGGACAACUUCAGCACACGCAAGAACAUCGAUAACAUGUCUGUGUCUUCCACGCUAAGCACACUCUCUGGCUGCUCAUCUGAAUCGCGUCCUACGCCGUCGUCACAGAUCCCAGUAUUGCCACCGAUAGACUACGACGAUCCUGAUUCAGGGACUGGUGGCUCCGACAGCGAUGCUCAAAAUGCGGAAAGUGGGGCAUUUGAAAGGAAAGUACUAUUGAAGUGGACAUGCGCUGAUGCUCUACAGUGGUUGAUCUCGUUGGGACUCGAAGAAUAUCUGCCCUCUUUUCGAGCUCGACGAGUCGAUGGCAAAGCGUUGUCGAAAUGUGACCGGGCAGCUUUCACCCAGCUGGGCGUCACCCGGAUCGCCCAUCGCCAGAAAAUGGAAGCAUCGCUUCGACGGUAUAUGAGUAUCGUAUAGGUUUACCGUAAUUCCCUUUGUACAUGUGCAUUUCGUAAUAACGUAGACAUAUCUAGGGCUUGUCUGCUUAAUUUUGAAAGGGUGUUGAUGUAAAUUACUGAGAAGAAUUAAGUUUUACUAGAAAAGAAGGCACGAUUGAUUAGACUAGAUGUUUUUUGAAUUGUCGCUGUAUUUUUUAUUAGUCCUAUCGAUUUUUUGCUUUCGAUCUAUCUAUCAUAGAAUUCCGCUGUGAUUCCCGUGCCUAAUGAAUGCUCACGAAUGUUUGUCGUUAUUUUUUUAAACUAUCUUCCGUGGACUCCCAUUCAUUAAAAUCAUGAAGACUACUUUCCUGUGAGAGCAACCCUUUCCAUCAUCCAAGCAAUCGAUAAAUUUCUAGAAGUCUAGAGUUUUCUGUGCCAUCGUCGUGCCAACGCGGUUCCAGCUCCGUGUCAGCCGGGCUCCAGCGCCGUUUCAGCGCGAUGCUAGCCAGAACUUCCAGUCAAGUCAACUUCACGAUGCGUGUCC